CAUGGCCACGUCAGGGUCUACUACAUCCGGCGGAGCAAGCCAAAGUAGCAACAAGCACGGUGAGGGGAAGACCACAGAGGGCUCUGUCCCUGCUGCCAAACACCUGCUCACAGCAACAGCUGCGCGCGCAAAGGCCGCAGCCGCGGCUGCGGCCGAGGGCAACCGGGUCGACGGCCGCCACACCGCCGCCUUCCGCGACAUCCACAUGGCGCUGGGACUGGUGAGCCCGGCGGCAGGCUCGGCUUAUGUGGAGCUCGGUGGGACCAAGGUGGUGGCUGCGGUGUACGGGCCGAAGCCUUCGUUUGAUGCCCAGUUUACGGCGUCUGCCAACGUGGAGACCCACGUGUCGAGCGCUCCGUUUGCCGCUGCGGGCGAGCGGACGUCGUACGUGCCGUCGGAUUCCGAUGCCGAGGCCUCUCUGCUGGUGCAGGCUGCGCUGGCGGCGGCGGUCCGCCGCGAUGCGUACCCCAAGUCGACCAUCGAGGUCCGACUGCUGGUGCUGGAAGAUGACGGCGCAACGACAGGCGCGUGCGUGUCGGCGGCGUCGCUCGCGCUGGCCCACGCCGGCAUCGAGAUGUACGACCUUGCCGUCGGGGCGACCGUGGUCCAGCUUGGCGACGCGUUGCUGGUCGACCCGUCGCGGCCCGAGGAGGACGCUGCCCAAGGCGCGGUUGCCCUUGCGUACAUGCCUGCUGUUGACGAGCUGUCGCAGUAUGCACUGACCGGCCAGUUUGACCCUGCCACGCUUGCCACCGCCACCGAGUUGGCGCUCGACGCCGCACGCAAGUGGGCCGAGCUGAUGCGGACCGUUCUCCGCGACUCGGUCACGGCCCAGUCCUCGUAGCUACGGCGGAAGGACAACAAUCUCGGCCCGCGAGACCUGCCACUCGCCUAACUCGCCCGACGGCCGCAC
This is a messenger RNA of Thecamonas trahens ATCC 50062, 913 nucleotides long. RefSeq names its product exosome complex exonuclease 1. The annotation marks the transcript as partial. Gene Ontology annotation, cellular component: nuclear exosome (RNase complex); nucleolus; cytoplasmic exosome (RNase complex). The record is from RefSeq and is a predicted model, not a curated record. Gene Ontology annotation, biological process: nuclear mRNA surveillance; rRNA catabolic process; U4 snRNA 3'-end processing. The transcript has 2 exons. NCBI's taxonomy places the organism in Eukaryota, Apusomonadida, Apusomonadidae.